Messenger RNA from Monoraphidium neglectum, 1440 nucleotides. RefSeq lists its product as hypothetical. The transcript is spliced from 10 exons. NCBI's taxonomy places the organism in Eukaryota, Viridiplantae, Chlorophyta, Chlorophyceae, Sphaeropleales, Selenastraceae. The coding region runs from base 1 to 1440 and encodes 479 amino acids. Gene Ontology annotation, molecular function: protein binding. The record is from RefSeq and is a predicted model, not a curated record.
AUGCGCCCGCCCGCUAUGCAGGACGUUGAGAAGAAGCGCAAGGCGAAGCGUGGCGCGCCGCAGCAGCAGACGGCGGGCCCGCAGCGCGUGCCUGGGGCGCUGAACGAGCUGCAGCUGCAGCGGGUGGACGAACUCCUGGAUUCCAGCAAGAAAGCGGAAGAUGAGUCGGAGUUUUUGCAGCGGCUGGCGCUGGUCAAGGCAGAGGGGCGCGAGAAGCAGGCCGCAGCCGCUGCCAGUGGGGCCGCCGCAGCCACCACGGCCGCGGGCCCGCAGCGCGCUGUGUUCGACGCGGCGCCGCAGGUGGAUGACAUAUACGCCGCGCCCCCCAGCUUGUCGGAGACCCUCAUGGACAAGAUGCAGUCCGACAUCAGCGACCCUGCGCUACGCAAGGCGGCCAUAGGGCCCGACAAGGUCGGCCUGGCAGUUGGGGCCAUCGUCCUGGGGCUCGUGCUCAUCCUCGUCAGCGGCGCCGACAUGUACAAGGGCGUGCGGUCCGCCAGGGGCCCCCCUGACGAGCGCACGGCCGCGCUGCUGGAGACCCAGGCCGCCUCCUUUAGGGCCCUACUGGAGCGCAACCCACAGGACCUGAUUGCCCUCGAAGGCCUGGCCGUCACCCAGGCGCGGCUGGGAAGCUACGAGGAAGCUGCGGACCUGCUGGACAAGGUCGUCGCCAAGCGGCCAGGCGACUCGGAGGUGCUGCGCGUGCUGGGGGAGGCGUCCCUCCUGUCCGCGCAGGCGCCGCGCGCGGUCGCCGCGUAUGAAAAGGCGAUCGCCCUGGAGCCCCGGGACCAGCAGAUCCUGACGGGCUUGACUGACGCGUACAUCGCAAACGGCCAGCAGUCCAAGGCGGUGGCGCGCCUCACGCAGCUGCGCGACGAGCUCCUGUCAGCGCCGCCGCCCGCCCAAGCCACCGCCGCGCCCGCAGCCUCGCCGGCAGCCGCGCCGGCAGCCGCGCCGGCAGCCGCGCCGGCAGCCGCGCCCGCAGCCGCCUCCGCCGCCGAGGCCGAGGCGGAGGCGGAGGCUGGGGCGGUCCUGGACUCGCUCCCCGCGCCGCCGCUGUCGGGUGACGCAGAGGCGGCCGCCGCGAGCAGCAGCGGCGGCGACGCCCCGGCGGCAGCGCCGGCGGCGGCGGCGGCGGCGGGGCCGCGGCGGCCGGUGGACCCAGUGGCUGUCCAGCUGCUGCUGGGCAAGGCGUACGCCGGCUGGCGCGGGCACGAUGCGGACGCGCUUUCUGCAUAUGACGCACUCAUCAAGUCCGCCCCCGAGGACUUCAGAGGAUACCUGGCCAAGGGUGUCUUCUUGAAGGAGCGGGGGCGGCGCGGCGACGCAGAGCGCAUGUUCCUGCAGGCCAAGUUCUACGCGCCAGACUCAAUGAAGGCGUUUGUGAAGGCGCGGGCGGGAGAGAACGCGGUGGUCGACCUCCCGGACAACAACUCGUGA